UUACAAAUGGUCAUUUUUUCCGCAAACAAUCAUCCAAUGGAACAUGUUACCACAAGUUGUAGUAGCAUGUCAAACAAUUGAAACCUAUAGAGAUCAGUUGACACCAACUGUUCUCCACAACAUAAAUUAAUUCUAUAAAUACCAAUGUACUAUAUUUUUAAUCACUGUUGUCUUUGUUUCAUGUAAAUAUCACCAAGUAUUCUACAAAUUUAAAGAUAAAUUUUUGUUCAUAUAUAAUUUUAAUCAUAUACUCCGCGCAUGUAACAGUUCGUAAUCUUCAAUAUAAAUGAAGCUGUAACUGUAUACCAGAAGAAGAAGAAGAGAAUAGUGUAGGUUUCCCUACCAAGGUGUGCAGUGCUGAAGGAGCUGUGUUAUUUACACAGUCCUCCUCGUGUCUGAAGCAGACAAGAAAGCCACAUAAUUAACAUAUAUUAUAUGGCAGAACAAUUUUUUGAAGGAGGCUAUUACCCGACAGAAACAAAGACAUAUUUUCUUUGAUAUUAAUUGCUAUUAAUCACGUGAUUGAACGUAUACAACAACCGGAUGCUGUAAAAAGGAAUAUUGUGAAUAUUGUUCCUUGAUCAUGUCGAUGGCAAGUCAUUUAACAUGUCUUGUUUCGGUUUUUUGGUUUAUUGGAACUACAGAUGCAGGACAGUGUAUCAAAUACAGUAUUUUUAGUGAAUCAUAUUAUGAAUAUUGUGCCUUUGGUUGUUGUGGUUAUGGGUCUUUAGAGUAUUGUUGUUCAGCAGUAUGGCCUAUAAUUGGAAUGGUAGUGGGAAUGGGUGUUGUGAUUGCAGUUAUUGUUACCAUUAUCUGUUGCUGUAGAAAAAGUCGAGGAGCUAGAGGAAUGGUGUGUCAGACAAACCCUGGAACUGGUACUACAGUUGUGACUGCAGGACAAGUCCAGUCCGGAUACCCAGUGCAACAAACAGUAGUGACUUAUCCUGUACAGCCAGCUGGUUACACAGCAGGUUACACAGCAGGGUACCAGGCACCGCAGAUGCAAUACUACCCACCUAACACAGGCUACCAACAGGUACCACAAGGAUAUCCGCAAUAUCCAACACCUGUUCAAACUGGAUAUGUUGGUUCAUCAACCACAGCAUACACUGACCACCCAGAGGUAAAAGCUAGUGCCCCACCAAUGGAACAACCACCACCAUACCCUCAGUGAACCAGCUUUUUUUUUUUUAAUUUGUGAUAAUAGUUAUUUGUUACAUAUUGUAACAUACAUUUUGUUACUGAAGUUACAGACUCAUAGCUAGGAGCCUUGGACUAACUUAUGUGUGUACAUUGGGCAUCAUAUAUAUGUACAAAAUUGUUUAAUCUGAGUCUUGGAUAGAGACUAUUCUCUUCAGUUUAUCAAAUGUAUUUAGGGAACAGGUAAGUUGUUUAUGUUUAUUCUCUCUGCUAGCAUUCAGGGAGAAACUACAUGUACAGUAAAUAGCUAAAUCUCAUAAACUGUUGAUAUAUCUUUUUUUUUAUUCGACAAUUUGAUGUUUUUUUUUUUAUAAUUUCUUUAAGUUCCAAAAUUAUAAAUUGAAUCAAUGAACUUAAAAAAGAAAUGCUGUAUUUGUUCAAAACAUUUUUCUUUUUACAUAUUAUGCUACCAUGAAAUGACAUCAUGUACAGAUAUUAGCAGUAGAAACGUAAUAAUACACAAAUUUGCUGAGAAUUGAUAUAUGGCACAAAACAUUGGUCCCUAAAAAAAUUUCUGAAUUGACAGUAUUAGAUAUGAAGAGCAUUAAACAAAAAAUCACGUUAACAGUAAUUUUGGUGCAAGACGAUAAAAUGUACUUUAUUUAUGAUGAUAAAAAAAUCGACUGAUUUUGAUAAAUCACGUUAAAUUCUUUUAAAAAAAUAACGGUAACUGAGACCUCUGACGAAUCGUGAUAAGGAUAUUUUGACGAAUCACGAUAUAAUUUUAACCUAUUGGAUGCUAACAGUAGCCGAAAAUGACUGUUUUACGCCUGACGGUAAAGGGCAUUCUUACCCUCCUAUAUGGUAAUGUACCUCAAAUCAGGGUUGGCAAAAACCCGGGUUUUAUGAGUAUUGCCCAGCCCAGUGGGAAAUACUGGGAAAACACGGGUUUUACCGAGUAAUACUGGGUAAUAUGAAAUACUGGCCUGAAUUUUAAAGAGGAUUCAGUGAUUAAUCACAAAUACAAUACAUUAAAGUCGAAGAAUUCAAUUUGUUCUUUUUAAUAAAUAUAACUAAUAUUAAGAAUUAACAAUUCUAUGUAACAUGUGUAAGGAAAAUAACUUUUAAACAUUUUUGUUCAUUACUAAAAAUGUUUACUAAGUUUUAGCAUAUGUUUAUAUACAUCACUAAUUAAUAAGUAAUUAUUCAGAUUAUAAUACAGAUCUGUUUAUAUAACAAUAAUCAGCCUUUUGAUUACUAUAAGUGUUCAAGGCCUGUCCCCUUGUUUUAUUUAGCAAUAUGAUUGUAUAACAAUUAAAAUUUACAAUUCAUUUAAACACUGCAAUAGAAUGCAUUUUUUCAACUUGGAUUUAAUAUUGAAACAAAGCUUGGAAAUUAACAAGGUAUCCUGAAAUGUCCAAUACUUGUAUUCUGCCUACAUAGAAUUAGUGGAGAAAAGGAAGAAAUUGAAUUUUCAAUCUUCAGGAAUGACUCUCAAUGGUUAUCUGUAUAGAAUGUAUAUAUUUAGCUAUAAUACUAUUAAGCUACAUCAAGUCUUUACUAUUUUGUGUAAAAAUAAGCAUGAAAAAUCAUUUUCCCAGUAUUGCCCAGUAUUACCCAUUUCUAGGAGUAUUGCCCAGCCUGGGAAAACCCAGGUUUUCCCACCCGGGUUUUCCCGCCUAGGUAAUACUAUGCUAACCCUACCUCAAAUAUGUAUGAUUGUUGAUUUUGUUUUAUAUUAGUGCAAUAAGUUAAUGUUUUAUCUUUUAAAUAUAUUUAUGACAUUAUAAUGUUCAUAAGUUGUCUAUAUGGUAAACUGUAAAUUCAGAAAUUAAACAAUGUUUUUAUAAAUGCAAUAAAUUGGAGGACUUGACUGGUAGUGUUUCUCUCUACAUAUUGCAGUUAAUAAAAAAUUCCAAACAAAUUGCAUUUUGUUACAUCUAGUCAAACAGAUCAACUUGUCAGUCAUUUAAUCAAACUGCUCUAGGAGAGUUUUCAUGGCAAAUAAUUCGACUUCAUUUCCCCCUUUUAUAUGAAAUAGUGAACAGAUGAGGGAAUAGUUUAAAGGUUAAAUUUGACAGUGUUAUAGCAAUUAAAAAAUUGUACCUUACCUUCAAAUGACAUUAAACUGCAAUAUGUGACAGUAGUCAAGUCACAGUAAAUAAUAUCAAAUUGUGUCCCAAAGUUGAAAAUUCAAAAUGAUAAAAAAAAUGCAUUAAAUUCUGUAUUACAGUAUUAUAGAUUUCUGAUCAUAAGUAUUUAAUAUUUUUGUUAUAUUUAUACACUAUAUGCAUAAUAUAAAUUGAUAUGCAAUUUAAGUUAUAAUGAUUCUGUGCUUCAAGAUUAGUAUAGUGGUUUAUAGGGGAUGGACAAACAUAGUUGAGUGUAGUACACGUUCCUCUCUUCUUUGAAAUUUCCAAAAAAACAUUUUCAAGCAUGAAAAUUUACAGGCAAAUUUUCUGUCUUCUUAUUCUAAAUCAGUAAAACAGAUUUUGUUGGAUUAUAAAAAGAAGAUGUGGCAUGAUUGUUUAUGAAACAAUUAUCCACCAAUAAUUAAAGAACAAGGAUGUAAUAAACUACUGGUAAAAACGUCUCAUUCAACAUGUUUGAAACCCAUUUUGUAAAUUAAGCUUUAAAAGCCCUAGGGAUAACAAAAGUCAAACAAUUCUAACAGCCUGAUCGAAGUUAAUAGCACAAAAUGAAAAACAAAUAUGACAGACAGCACUAUAACAGAUGUGCCUUCUUCUUUUGACAACUAUUGCUUCCUUCAAAUUUUAUAAAGAAAAUGUGGUCUAUAUAAGUUUUGUAUUUUUAUGCCCCAUUUAUGGGCAUUAUGUUUUUCUGUCUGUGUGUCUGUUCGUUCUUCCGUCUGUCUGUCCGUCUGUCCCGCUUCAGGUUAAAGUUUUUGGUCUUUCAGGUUAAAGUUUUUGGUCAAGGUAGUUUUUGAUGAAGUUGAAGUCUAAUCAACUUGAAACUUAGUACACAUGUUCCCUAUGAUAUGAUCUUUCUAAUUUUAAUGCCAAAUAAGAGUUUUGACCCCAAUUUCACGGUCCACUGAACAUAGAAAAUGAUAGUGCGAGUGGGGCAUCCGUGUACUAUGGACACAUUCUUGUUUAUUAAUCUUUCAGACACUCAAUCAGAUCUAUCACUUUUCCCUGUUAGAGAUGUUUGUCGAGGAGCCAUCCCGUUAGUUUAAUUAACUUUAAAUGAAAAGAAUAUAGGAUGUACAAAGUCCAAUGUUGACACUGUUGAAUUCGUAACCAAAAAAAGAAUCUGUUUUGUUUUUGUAGGGUGCUUAUUUGCAAUUCAAAUCUAUGACCUGGCCUGAAAGUAUCCUCUUUGUUUUGAGAUAAUAAUUUCAUCACCUUAAACCCAUUUUUUCUAUGUCUUAUUUAUAAUAUUAAGUGGAAUAAACUCGAGAGACAAAUAACUGUCUAAAGUGCAGGAGCUUCUGGGUUCGAUCCCAAAUUGAUUAGAACAAAAACAUGAAAUUUGUAUUUGUUGCUUGAUAUGAUGAUGUGCAGAUUUUCCCACACGAUCAUAGCUUUGGCACAGAAUGUAGUGUAAACUGAAGUGUGAAGAUUAUUGUACCCAAUCAUAUGUGGGGUUAAGGCAUUGAAAAGUUAACAUUUACAUGUGUAAUUCAAUUCACCCUAUCACAGUAUGGGUAAGGGUUAUAUUGGCAUUGAAGUGUGCAACCAAUCACAGCUUGUAUGAGAGGUGAAGUGGACAGAAAGUGCACAGAUAACUUCACCAAAUCACAGCUGGGUUAAGAUAUAUAGUGGAAAUUCACAUUUGCAGAUUAUUUCUCCCUUUCACAGUCCGGGGUAAGAUGUGAUGUGAACAUAAACACAUGCAGAUUACUUAGCCCUAUUACAACCCGGGUAAGGGGUGUAUUGGGCAUUUUAGUAUCACUUCACCAUAUUAGGGCCUGAGUGAGCAAAACACAUUGCUCAAUCUCAGCUGGGAUAAGAUGUGUAGUUAAAAUUUACAUAUGCACAUCACAACAUGUCCCCUUUUUAUGACUAUGCAUAGGUCUUUUUAAUUGCAUAAGUUUCCAAUUUCACUCAGUGUAGUGGUAUAUCAUUCAAGUAGUCAAUAAUCAGUUAAGUUGUUUGGAUAGGACUGCAACCAGAAUGUUAUACCAUUAUAAAGGAGAUAAUGUUAACCCUUUUAGAUAAAAAAAAUAUUUUCAAACCUUCACAACUCGAUACAAAGUACAGAUUAUAUUAUGAAUUGAACAAUUGUGGUAAUGCUUGUAUACCAUAUUAAAAUAUUUUUAUAGAAUUUAUGUUAUUUUGCUCUUGUGAUUCUAUCAUGCUUUACCUUUCCCUUUAAGGUUGCCAUAUUUUAGAAAAAAUCAAAUUCUCUUUUUAUAAAAAUGUGCAAAACAGAAGUUUUGUAACUUUUGUUUUAUUGAUGUUAAUGAUAUAAAAUUUUACACUUAAUCAUUUAACCAGGCAUUAUAACCACUAUACCAAUUUAAUCUUUUUUUAAAUACUCAGUUUAUAUCUUAAUUUUUGAUAUGCCACAAAAUCUCAAGCCUUGUCGAUGAUAGUUAAUGUUGACUGGUGAUCAGUUAUGUGUGAAAUAGACUUGUGUAUAAAUUCACAUGAUAGUGUAAAUUUUUUAUACUUGUAUAUUGUAUUUGUUUAAUGUUUUUCUCACAAAAAUUGUAAUUUAGUACAUAAGAAAAUAUCAGUAUCUUGUGUUUGAAUUAAAAUCAGGAUGGCAAAAGUAAAGAAAUGUCUGGGACGUAUAUAAUUGGGAAAGUGGCACCUUUUUAAAAGUGCAGGUUUAAGCUAGAAAAUGCUGAUUUUAUUUAGCAUACCAAGGUAACAGGUACGUAAAUGGAUGAUCUCGCAGAAUUUUAUGAAAUUUUGCAUACAACUAGAGCACGAGGGACUGCACAUGAAUAUCGAAAUAUUUAUACAUAUUACUUUUAUACUUUCUGAGAUAUAGCAAAUAAAAUAUUCGGAAAUUAGUACUACAAAUGUAUAGAAUACACUUAAAAAGUUCAGCAAUUUUGACUUAAAAUUAACUUUUCUGGAAAUCCUGUCCCACGAAUUUUCUUUGAAAAUGAAAUGUUAUUGCUACUGAAAUUUCCGUUAUAUUGAUAUAAAUUUUAUAGGGGGUCACUGAAUUCGUUUUUUGAGUAAGAAUAGUUUAAUAAUAUUCUAUAUAAUGUGGAAAACAAGCGGAAAAGGCAAAAAUAAUUCUGACGUCAUCGCUAGAAAUUAUAUUAUUCGACGUUUUAUGAUAUUAUUAAGAGACUUGAAUGAUUUAUACAUCAAAAACGAAUUUGGUGACCCCGUAUAAUUUUCAUAUACAAGUAAAUAAAAUGGAAAUUUCAGUGGCAAUAACAUGUCAAUUUUAAAGAAAAUUUGUAGGACACGUUUUUGAGAAAAGGCAAUUUAAAGUAAUUUUUUUCUAUAUUUUUUUCAAUAUUUACGUGCAUCCUAGACAUUUGUACUCCUUUCUACAGAAUAUUCAGUUUGUUAUUUAUCCGAAAGUAUAAAAGUUACUUAUAUAAUUUUUCGAUAUUCAUAUGCAGUUCCACAUGCUCUUAUUGCUUGCAAAAUUUCAUAAAAAACAGUGAGAUUGCCCAUUUAUGUACCUGUUACCUUAACCAGUGCACUGUUAAUUUGACUUGCAUUUCGGUUGUUGGCAUGUGCUUAUCAUUAAUGGCAGCCAAAAUAAUCGGGGCUUUUAGUAUUUCAGACAUACUGUUUCAGUUUAGGACUAACAGCUGAACUACUAGAGUGUUAACUUAAUGCAUAAAAGUUACAUUUUCUUGUUUGUUAGUUGGACCAUAAAUGGCUAGCUAUUUUAAAUUUGAAAAACAAACAGUUUUUAAAUUAUUGUUUUAAAACCUGUCCAUAGUAAUACCAAAAAGUUAUUUUGUUGGAAUCUUUCAAUAUUUUGUCAGCAAACGGUAUGUUGAUUAAUGGUCCUCCUAAAUAAAUCAGGAAACUUAACUGCUUUGGUUUUGUACAUACUCGUGUAUGUAUGCUGUAAAAGUUUUUUUCUUGAUUAGAUGCAUAAAAAUAUGAACUAGUUCAUUUCAUCAGAUUAACAACUGUCAAUUUGUUUACUAAUGUUAACAGUUUUAUAAUGACAAAAUGAAAACGGUAUGACAUAUUGAUUAUUUCAAAAUGGCAAUUUAUCUUCAAAUAUCAAAAGUUAUGAGAGUAUAAAUGCCUACAAAAUAGAUAGUACAUAAUUAAUAAUAGGAUUUAUUUUAUGUUUAUUUUUGUUAUGGAUAAUAAGGUUAUAUGCCUUAAUACUCUAAUGUGGUAUUUGCUUGAUUCAAUUAACAGGUAAAGUUUGUAAUCAAAUUUGUGUUACUGUUAACAAACAGUUGUUAUGAAUCUCUACAUUUGCAGAAUAAACAAAUAAAGGUUAA
Molecule: messenger RNA, 7546 nt
Organism: Mytilus californianus (California mussel)
Lineage: Eukaryota; Metazoa; Mollusca; Bivalvia; Mytilida; Mytilidae
Exons: 3
Coding region: 584-1174 (196 amino acids)
Source: RefSeq, a predicted model, not a curated record